AUGUGUUGGAGCUCCGAAGACCAGUUCAAAUACAACGAGCCUAUUGAAGAGCCUAAUGGUCUCAUUCAUGGGGUUACCACACCGUCAGACCCUCGAUCGGAAACACAGAGUCAACGCGUGAAUAUUCGUGACCCACACACAUCUUCGUUUUUUAGUUAUCGAAGAUUAUUAUCUAUACGUUCUCAGUCAUCAGGAUCACCAUCAAAUAUCACCAACUGUGAUCAACGAAGGCUUCCUAGUAAUCCAGAUUCUACUAUUGGUAGUGGAACUUCAAAAAGUAUUAUUAUUCCCUCCUUCCGUAUAUGUAAGGAAGAUAAUUUAACUUUAAAUGUAUCAGAUCGUAUGACCUUUGUAUUAUCUAGAGUGCAGUCACCUCCACGUGAAGUAAGUUUUACGGUAUCGCUACAUGUGUAUGAUCUUUCAAAUGGAGUUUUUGAUUCUAGUAGUGAAAAAUUAGUGGGUGUUCAUAUCUCUGGUAUUUAUCACAGUAGUGUGGUAUGUUAUGGUAUGGAAUUCUUUUUUGAAGGUGGAAUAGCAAGUUCUGCAUCUGGUCGAACUCGUUUUGGAAAAAAGUAUAAAACAAUAGAACUUGGAAAAACGACCAAGACACUUGCUGAGUUUAUGUCAUGGAUUCAUCGCAGAGAAAAAGAGUCUUAUAGACUUACAGACUAUCACGUGACAAAACAUAAUUGUCAUAGUUUUACAACAGAUGCUGUUAAUUUUCUUAUUGGUUCUUCAAAAGUUAUUCCUUCUUAUCUUACUUCUACCGUGGAAGAUAUUAUAAAUACGAGGGUUGGUGGCGCUUUAGAAGGCGUUGUACUUCGAUUUAUUAAAGGAGUACAAUAUGUGAUUUCCAAACUGGAGUUAACACGAAUGACAGAACGUAAAGAGAGUUCAAUGCGUAUUGCGAUGUCGGCUGCAUCUUGUGGUUUAAAUGCUCGACCGCCUCAAUGUGUGGUUAUAUUCCGUGUGGAUGAUGCGAGGAAAGGUCGUCGUGCUCUUGAGGUAGUUAUGCCAUAUGUGAUUGAGUUAGUAGAGCGGGAAAUUCUUUCACGAAAGUCUAUAAUGGCAUUAAAAUUAGCAUUUGCUUUAGGUGAAGGAAUUGAAUCUAUUGAUCCAAAAGUCAUUUCAGAUUUUGUGGAAAUCAUAGUUACUAUUCUUUUACAUAAUCAUUGUACUUUAUGGGGUCCUGUUCUUAAUGCUUUACGUAUUGCGGUACUUCAUAAAGGCGUGUUAAUCGCAUGUGUCUAUCAUCCAUUAUUUUUGGGUAUAUUGGCAAAUGGGGCUAAAGACUUUUUGAAUAUGAUGAUAGAUGGUAAACUUGGGCUUCUUAGAGUUUUAUGCAACAUGGCAUCUGAUGUACAUGGAGCUGUGGCCCUAAACUCCAAUCGAUUCAUGAGUUAUUGGGUUAGUGCCGUUGGUUUAGCCAUCAUGGAUUAUAGAAAUACGGCGAUUACAUAUACUGGAGCCGCACUUGCAGUGAAUCUCACACAUGCUGCUGUGCUCACCACACAUCCCAUGUUGUCCAAGUAUUAUGUAGGAUCUUUUCUUGGACACCCUGCGAAUGAAUUAUUGACGAUACUCUUUUUCUAUCUACGAGAGUGGCCCAGUGAACGAAUACCGGAGCCUGUGUUUAAUAUGAUGUUGCUUGCUAUUUUUUUUCUUGUUUCCAGCAGUGAACAGGCGUUACGCGCUGCAAUGAAGCAUCCACUUGGGUUAAACUAUAUAGAUUUACUUAAAAGGGCAAGAACGAAUGAAAGCAUCGCAAUUAUUUGUAUUUUACAUGGUCUCAAACUGCAGUGA
Molecule: messenger RNA, 1803 nt
Organism: Trypanosoma theileri
Lineage: Eukaryota; Euglenozoa; Kinetoplastea; Trypanosomatida; Trypanosomatidae
Exons: 1
Coding region: 1-1803 (600 amino acids)
Biological process (GO): protein modification by small protein removal
Molecular function (GO): peptidase activity
Source: RefSeq, a predicted model, not a curated record